AACACUCACUCUCCCACUCCUUCUCACUCUCUGCUCUCCCCACCCCAAAAAAAUAUUCUGCACAUAAACUGUUUGUUAAAAUUCCCAGCUGACAGACACCAGACUCCAAUCCCAUCUCAACCUCCUCCGAUAAAAAACCCAUAACUGCCAUCACUUAUCACUCUCAUGAUCCCCACUCCCCACACAGACUUCUUCUCCCCAACGUCUUCAAUGGGUUCUCCUUAUAUCGACUAGAUUUCAAUCUCCCUCCCAAUCGAUCUCCUCUGUUUCUUCUUUCAUACUCUGUUUUCCCCUACUCAGUUUUUCCCCCACACCAUGCUGCUAAUGGACUACCUCAACGAAGUAGAAGGCAAAAGGACCCACGACCCUUACUUCGACUCCGCCGCCGCCUCCCCGGGCCGGACCGUCUGGGUCACGGGAGCCCUGAUCGUCGGCGCCGGCCCAUCCGGCCUCGCCACCGCGGCCUGCCUGAAAGCCCGCGGCGUCCCAAGCCUGAUCGUCGAGCGGGCCGAUUGCAUCGCCUCGCUGUGGCAGCACAAAACAUACGACCGCCUACGCCUACACCUCCCCAAACAGUGCUGCCAGCUCCCUCUCAUGCCUUUUCCUACCGAUUUCCCAACCUACCCGACCAAACAACAAUUCCUCGGCUACCUCGAGUCGUACCGGACCCGAUUCGGUCUUGAACCGGUCUUCAACUCGGCGGUCGAGACCGCGGAGUUCGACCGCCGCUGGGAGGUCUGGCGGGUCAAGACGGUCGUCGCGACGACGACGGCCCGACCCCAGGAGGUGGAGUACGUGUGCCAGUGGCUGGUGGUGGCGACGGGGGAGAAUGCCGAGGCGGUGGUCCCGGAGCUCGACGGGAUCGAGGCGUUUCGCGGGCCGGUGGUCCAUACGUCGUCGUAUCGGAGCGGCGAGGGGUUCGCCGGGAAGAAGGUGUUGGUCGUCGGUUGCGGGAAUUCCGGCAUGGAGGUCUGCCUUGACCUUUGCAACUACAAGGCUCGUACCUCUCUCGUCGUUCGAGACUCGGUGCACGUCUUGCCGCAACAGAUGCUAGGGACGUCCACUUUCGGGCUGUCGAUGUGGUUGACCAAGUGGUUCUCGAUUCGAGCCGUGGACCGGUUCUUGCUCCUCAUGUCGCGCCUCAUGUUGGGCGACACCGCUCGCCUCGGCCUGACUCGCCCCAAGCUCGGGCCCUUGGAGCUCAAGGGGCUCACGGGCAAGACUCCGGUCUUGGAUGUUGGGACUCUUGCCAAAAUCAGAAGUGGUCACAUCAAGGUCCGACGUGGGAUCAAGAGAAUAACCCAUCAGGCCGUGGAGUUCGUGGACGGAAGGGUCGAGAACUUCGACGCCAUUGUGCUAGCCACAGGUUACAAGAGCAACGUCCCGACAUGGCUCAAGGAACGAGAGAUGUUCUCGGAGAAAGACGGACUGCCUCGGAGAGCGUUCCCGAACGGGUGGAAAGGCGAAAACGGGCUGUUUGCGGUGGGGUUCACAAAGCGUGGUCUGCUGGGGGCUGCCAUUGAUGCGAGGAGGAUCGCGGAGGAGAUUGAGCUCCGUUGGAAAGCUGACCAGACUAAAGUGAAGUAGUAAUUAAAUAAAAAACUACUACUGGGUGGCAAUGGCAUGGUGGAGAGAAGGAGAAGGAAAAAAAAGUGAAGAAAAAAGGAAGAUUAUUGAAUUAAUUAGUAGUAGCAGCAGUAAUUAGUAGUAGUAGGGAGCUGAAUUAGUGGGGGGAAAAUUUUUCAUUAAUUAAUUGAGAUUUUGGGGGUGUCUUAAUAAUCAUCCCUAAAUCUUAAUUAAUUAAUAUUGACGACCGGCCUCUUUUGAUCAACUGCACAAAAUCUAGCUCUAGGAUGGGGAUAAUUAGGAAAGGAUUAAGUUUGGUGAGUGAUAGGAUCUUUUGGUUUGUAAAUGUCUUUUGUAAAUGAAUGGUGGUUUUUUUC
Messenger RNA from Linum trigynum, 1943 nucleotides. The record is from the annotation of a GenBank genome assembly. NCBI's taxonomy places the organism in Eukaryota, Viridiplantae, Streptophyta, Magnoliopsida, Malpighiales, Linaceae.